Molecule: messenger RNA, 1916 nt
Organism: Momordica charantia (bitter melon)
Lineage: Eukaryota; Viridiplantae; Streptophyta; Magnoliopsida; Cucurbitales; Cucurbitaceae
Product: beta-phenylalanine coenzyme A ligase-like
Molecular function (GO): CoA-ligase activity
Source: RefSeq, a predicted model, not a curated record
AUGAGUCACGACGGAAGAAAAUACCUCGAUUUUGUCGCCUAAAUGCCAAACAGAAAGCCCUAUAUAUUAUCACGUAAAUUGAAUUGUUUUAGAAUCACGAUCGCCCGCCCAAAUCUAACAUGUCCGGCGAAGAAUCGUACACUGCUCCGGCCGCCGGGGAAUAUCCACGGCAGAAUGCUCCUCCGCCGCCGCUUUCAAAGGGCGGUUACGAUGUGAAUAUUGCGGUUUAUCAUUCACUUGUCAAGUUCGAUGAAGCUCGUAAGAUCUCCAGCAGGCCAGAUCUCGACACGGCCACUUUCGUCUUAUCGCAGUUUCCGAAGGCCGAAUCGCGAGUUGCUCUCAUUGACUCGGUCACGAGCUCGCGAGUUACUUAUGGACAACUCAGUGCCUCGAUUCGCUCCCUCGCUUGCGGACUUCACCACGCGCUCGGAGUCAGAAAAGGCGAUGUCGUGUUCGUUUUAUCGGCGAAUUCGAUUCUGUAUCCAGUUAUCUGUUUGGCUGUGUUGUCGGUUGGUGCAGUGAUAACAACGGCCAAUCCAGUGAAUACUGCGUCGGAAAUCGCGAAGCAAGUGCGUGAUUCAGGAGCGAAACUCGCCGUAUCGGCGCCGGAGGAGAUUCACAAACUUAAUCCGACUGGAAUUCCGACGAUUCUGACUACUCGGCCUUCCUCUGGCGAUGAUGUUUUAUCGGUGGAAGAGUUGAUCGAAUCCUGCGCCGACUCGUCUGAGUCAUUGCCGAACACGGAAGUGACUCAGUCCGAUACGGCGGCGAUCUUGUACUCGUCGGGAACGACCGGGACGAGUAAAGGAGUAGUUCUAACGCAUUCAAAUCUCAUCUCCGUUAUCGAACUUCUAACCUUGUAUGUGGACGCGAGUUCCUCUGAAAACGACGUGUUUUUGUGCUUCAUUCCGAUGUUUCACAUCUACGGCCUCGUCUUCUUCGGCCUCGGACUCUUCUGCAGAGGAAUCACCAUCAUUUUGAUGCAGAGAUUCAAUUUCCAAGCCAUGAUCGACGCAAUUGAAAAAUACAAAGUUAACAACAUACCAGCGGUACCUCCGGUGAUUCUAGGGCUAGUGAAAUCGGGCGGUGGUUCGGACUUAUCAUCGCUGAGACGCAUCGGAUCCGGCGCUGCACCGCUGGGAAAAGACAUAGAAGACGCAUUCCGAGAGAAAUUUCCAUGGGUGGAGCUUCGGCCUGGAUAUGGCUUAACAGAGAGUACUGGAGCAGCGACUUGCAUUAUUACAGACACAGACGCCAAAACUCAUCCAGGUUCGUGCGGAAUGUUGAUGCCGAGAUUUUCUGCGAAGAUCGUAGACAUUGAAACAGGGGAGGGACUGCCGCCGAUGAAGGAAGGCGAAUUGUGGCUGAAGAGUCCAACAAUAAUGAAAGGAUAUCUCGGAAAUCAGGAAGCAACAGAAGCCACCAUGGAUGAAGAAGGAUGGUUGAAAACAGGGGAUCUCGGGUACAUAGACGAAGAUGGCUUCCUUUACAUCGUUGAUCGAAUCAAGGAGCUGAUCAAGCACAAUGGAUACCAGGUUGCUCCAGCAGAACUGGAAACGAUUCUUGUGUGCCAUACAGAAAUUCUGGAUGCUGCCGUUAUACCAAUGGAGGAUGAAGCCGCCGGGCAGAUUCCGGUGGCUUGUGUGGUUAAAGCAUCCACUAGUCAGCUUACAGAAGACCAAGUCAUCCAAUUUGUCGCUUCCCAGGUGGCACCUUACAAGAAGGUAAGAGGAGUGAAAUUUAUCAAUGCCAUUCCAAGGUCCCUUGCAGGCAAAAUUUUGAGGAAGGAUCUUGUCUCACAAUUCAAACAGCAACAGCUUUUCUCAAAACUCUAGAGUGCUCUAAAAUAAACGAGGUUAAAUUACAAGUUUAGUCCAUAGACUUCAAAGAUUAUGUCUAAUAUAUCUCUAAAUUUU